CAAAAAUUCAUAUUCGCGAAGGGUUCCUUGGGGUCCCAGGGGCCGAGUGGCACGGGGGUUAAUUAAGCCUCAAUUAUCCGUAACUUUUGAAUGGUAUCAUAAAAAUAGGGCCUUUUUACGAACGCAACGGGUCUAUUGCGAUUUUAAAAGCGAAGAGGGUGGGGUGAGCUUCCCUCAUUCUUGUUUUCUUGUCUGGUUUGAGGCGACGAAUGAUGAACACGGCUGGAGACAUAAUAUAAUUUGUCUAGUUGUUAAUUGUUGUUAAUUUAUGUACACUACACAAUUUAAAUUCUUACAAAUUUCAAGCCAGGAAAAUGCUCUACUUUGUGCACGAGUCAACAGGGGAGAAGGUUUAUCUUCUAGCUGGAAAAAACUACACCGUUGGUGUAUCGUCUAAAGAUUUUCCUUUAAAACAAAAUGACAAAGUAGACAAGUCGAUCAGCAGAACGCACGCUACGAUUCGUGUAAAUUUCACCAAAGAAGAAUCGAUCCUUCCAUAUGAGAGGAAAUCUUUCCCUUGUAUCACCGUGGCCUGCAAAGAUUCUUCCACAUAUGGCACUUACAUAAAUGAAGGUAUUGAGACGAAUAAAAAGGUGGACAAAGGUUCUGUCAUGUCUUUGAAACCAGGAGACAGAGUUCGUUUUGGCUUGCAGUGGAACAAAUUUAGUUUGGAGCACGAAGAAAGCGUUAUUUUGGUUUCAACUGACCUAAAUCACCAAAACAAAGAGGAAGAUGUUAUUGAUACAGCGUGGCAACUUUGCGCUUUUGUCCAGAGAGAGUGGAAUUAUGACAUUCUUCCCACAUUCUUUUGCUCUGAUAGACUAACCAUUUGUCCUGAGCUCCUCUGCUGUCUAUGCAAGAACAUUCAAACAGCAACGCCUCUCUUCUGGAAAGAUUGCCUGAAAGCCGUGCUGAAGAAGGAGUCUUUACCAAGCCAUAAAAGCUACGCUCCAUCUACUGCCAUCCCUGAAAUCAAUCAGAUGUACAUGGACAAGAGACAGAGACUAUUGACGCGUAAGAAAUUCCUGUUCACAAACGAGGACGCUUACCACAAGUGGAAGGAUGUUGUUGAGUGUGCUGGAGGAACUCCGUCUAAGUGGAAGUGCUGCACUGAAAGAGUUGAAGCCAUUGCAAGGAGCGAUGAAUAUGUGGUCAUCGGUGGACUUCAAGAAUAUGAAAUGGACGAUGAAACCAAGUGGGAGACUAAGAAAAACGUAGCAAAGCUCAAAGAACUCUCAGUUCUCUAUGGCAGCAGGAAACGGUUCAUUCCCUUGAAGGAACUGGCUUUGGCAAUCCUAAAGUGUGAAACUGACGAGUUCUGCAAUCCCAACUUUAAAAAAGCUAAUUCAGAAGAGAUUCUCGUGGCCGACUCAAUUCCAUCAGAACCCGCACAGGUAAAGCAAGAGGUCGUGCCUGAGACCGUGGAGAGCGACUUUGAGUUGGAGGAGGAAUCCUUUAUUUCCUUUCGUGAUCAGAGUGCAUUGAAGAGACGUGCCAAGAGCCCGAUUGCAGCUGGAGGUUCACUCUUAUCAAAGGUGCCUAGGAUGGAGAAGCGGGAGCCAUCCCCCUGCAGCAGCACUUAUGUGCCUCAGAAAUUCACAAGCACUAGGGCAGAAGUGGACACUCCUCCUGUUACCUCCUCAAAGCCCGCGAGCAGAAAGAGACAACGCAUUGAGUCCAGUUCUGAAGAUGAGGACCCCUUUGUCAACUCCAAGGAGGAAGACGAGGAAGAGGAUAUUUUCGGUUUUGCUAACUCUUCUUUCUCAAAGAAAGUAAAAAAGGUGUGCCCUGUGGAGAUCAACACAAAUCGCAUUGUACCUAAUGUCCAAGAGCCAUUAGUAUUGGCUGAGGAUGAUGAUUACAAUUUGGAGGACAAAUGGACUGAAACGUCGGUAGUCAAGAAGGAACCUUCAGAGGAGUUCAACGUCAGGGUUUCUAAAAUCAGCUUACAUAGUAGCUUGUCCUUCUCAGGCAGACCUGGUUCACAGAAAGUUUUCAGAAAGACCACCCAUAGCUGUAUGAGCAGACUGCCUGAAAUAAUAUCCUUCAGGGAUAUGAAGAAAGUAACUUGUCUAACAGGAAAAAUAAAGGAAGCACCAUAGCAUUAUUUGGUCAACUGUCAUAUUCCAAUCAAUAAACAAUCAAACUGAACGGAUUA
This is a messenger RNA of Cloeon dipterum, 2158 nucleotides long. Its product is annotated as nibrin-like. Gene Ontology annotation, molecular function: protein binding; damaged DNA binding. The transcript has 9 exons. Bases 315 to 2102 code for a protein of 595 amino acids. The record is from RefSeq and is a predicted model, not a curated record. Gene Ontology annotation, cellular component: Mre11 complex. Gene Ontology annotation, biological process: double-strand break repair via homologous recombination; mitotic G2 DNA damage checkpoint signaling. Lineage: Eukaryota; Metazoa; Arthropoda; Insecta; Ephemeroptera; Baetidae.